UCCCAUCUUGUUCUUCACAAGCCUCUCGAAUUUCGGUCGCACCUUCUUCUUCGCUCUGGAAAAAAUUUCCGUGGGUUUCUCGUCGUUUCUUCUCCAUUUCUCGUGCCGUCAAUUGGCUUCGGAUAGAGGUUAUUGUGUGCGUUUUCGCUUGCAACGCAUAGAAAUGACGGCGGUGCUCUCGCGCUCGUCUCUGGGUCUUCGUCGUUCCAUGGCUCGCGCUGAUCUCUUCGACGGUGUACCGAAUAAACGAUUUCCCAAUAGUCCUAUACCUCAGACCCCGCGAAUAUGCAGAAACAGGUUCUGUUGAGAAACUCUUCUCUCCUGAGUCGUCGCCCCUUUCUUUUUCCUUACACCUGAAUUUCCAAGAUCGAAUUUCGUCUGGUGUAGUUUUCUUUAGGUUUGUGUCCUUUUCCGGAGGAGAUAGUGUCUGGAAUUUCGCGGUUCAUCGUUGUAAAGAAAUUCAGAUUUCGACAGAAGCGUUUCUCGAAUGUUCUCGUGGAACUUGAGCUCCUUGGUGGUUUGGUCUCUGAUUAGAAAUUAUAGGUUUUAAGUUGUAGUUCUACCAUCUUUUGUGGAGUUACCAGAACUCUGCUUUAACUUUUCGAGUUCUCUGAUCCUAAUCAGAAAAAAACUAGUAAAAUUCGAGUCAGAAUUUCCGUAAUUCUUGGUGGAAUGGCUGAGAGAAGAGAGUUAGGGCAUCCAAAAACUGCCUGUAGCUUGAAGGAGCAAUUAGCAAGAACCACUCUGCAGACUGUGAGGUCACAAGGGCACACAUAUGUUGAGCUCCGUGAGGAUGGGAAGCGGUUCAUAUUCUUCUGCACGUUGUGCCUCGCUCCUUGCUACAGCGAUGCCGUUCUACUGGGUCACUUGAAUGGAAACCUUCAUAAGGAGAGAUUAUCAUGUGCUAAGAUCACGCUUCUUGGACCAAAUCCGUGGCCUUUUAAUGAUGGUGUCCUUUUCUUUGACAAUACAAUUAGGAACGAGAAAAAUCAGUCGGUCUCUGACUGCGAGCAAAAGUCGGGCUUGUUGGAGCAAUGCAGCGAGAAUGACAAGUUUGCUAUUGUCAAGUAUGAAGAGAAUGUGAGAACUGGUUCAGAUGGGAAAGAUCUACAAGUUGUGAUGGAGUCUAAUAAAGAAUCUAUUGAUGGUGCUGAUUGUCUGGUAAUUUCUGGCCUGCUGAUCAAGGAGAGAACCGUUGAUCUGGAAGCAAGGUUCAUAGGUGUUGGGCAGCUAGCUGCUAGGCUGUCUGAGAAAGAAGGAAGCCCUACUCAGAUCGUCAAAAUAUGGUGUGAGUGGUUAGGGAAAGAGGAUCUUUCAGAUGAGGAGGAGAAGGCCGCGGUUCCUGAGCAUGACUUUGCUAUUGUCACAUUCUCGUACUUUUACAAUUUGGGUAGAUUGGGUUUGUUUGAAGAUCCUAGCUGCCUACUCACGUCUUUCCAGUCAGCUGAAUCAGAGAAUGGUGAGGAUAAAGCCAGGAAGAGAAAGAAAUCCUUUUCUGAUCCAGAGGACACCAGUGAUUCUCUGUGUAAUCAGUAUGAUUCUUCUGAAGAGGUUUCUUCAGCUCCUAAUGCUAAUUCUUCAAAAGCACUGACGGCUCAGUAUGAUGAUCAUCUUCUGCACCAAAGAGUCAUUAAGAACAAAACCAUAAGAAGAGAGCUUAGGAGGCAACAACAAAUUUUUGCUGGGCGGAUAUGUGAAAUCUGCAAGCAAAAGAUGCUUCCAGGGAAAGAUGCAGCAGCGAUACUAAAUCUGACGACAGGAAAUCUUGCAUGCAGCAGCAGAAACAUUCACGGGGCGUUCCACCUCUUUCAUGCAUCUUGUGUGAUACACUGGUUUCUCUUCUGUGAGAGAGAAAUAUUUACCACAGCCAGUCCAAAAGGAAAAAAGAGAUGCAGAAAACAGAGCAGCAGGAAGCGGAAUCAGAUGGGAAAAGGAGAAGAGGCUAACGGGGUUAUUUCGGAAAUAUUUUCGGUGUUCUGUCCAGAAUGCCAGGGAACGGGUGUGGAUAUCGAAGGGGGUGACCUUGAGAGAGAUACGUUUCCGCUCUCGCAGAUGUGGAGGUUUCAGAUAAAAGUGGGCGAAGGAAGGAAGGCGUGGGUGAAAGAUCCAGAGAAGCUGCGCAACUGCUCGACGGGUUUGUGUUUCCCUGAGCAGACUGAAGAAUCCGGUCAGGAAAGGGUGUCAGCCUUGAAACGAAUCCGAUUCUACCGUGUGGACAUGUAAUGUAAGUACACAAAUCCUGAGUUGGAUGUUUAGAUUGUGUUUAGGGCAUCAUCAUCAUAUGCAUUUAUGUGUGUAAAUAGAGGAGCAUUCCCUCUCCCAUUCUCUGCUUGUUCUCCCUUUUCCAUUUUGUAAAAAAAAAAAAACUUUUAUUAUCUUAAAUAUCUUGCUUUGAUAAAGAAUACAAUAUAGCUCACGAUGAGUAUGGGACAUGCUUAAGAGAUCCCCAUAAAGCUCACAAUGACUUGUUUC
Molecule: messenger RNA, 2472 nt
Organism: Tarenaya hassleriana
Lineage: Eukaryota; Viridiplantae; Streptophyta; Magnoliopsida; Brassicales; Cleomaceae
Exons: 5
Coding region: 673-2223 (516 amino acids)
Source: RefSeq, a predicted model, not a curated record